Molecule: messenger RNA, 1180 nt
Organism: Lathyrus oleraceus (garden pea)
Lineage: Eukaryota; Viridiplantae; Streptophyta; Magnoliopsida; Fabales; Fabaceae
Product: triosephosphate isomerase, cytosolic
Exons: 8
Coding region: 184-942 (252 amino acids)
Biological process (GO): glycerol catabolic process; gluconeogenesis; glyceraldehyde-3-phosphate biosynthetic process
Cellular component (GO): cytosol
Molecular function (GO): triose-phosphate isomerase activity
Source: RefSeq, a predicted model, not a curated record
CAAAAGGGGAGUUGAUGUGUUCACCAAGAAAUAAAGUAAUUAAUGAAUGAAUAAAAUAAAAUGUUAAAGCAUAUUCUUCAGUUUAUCUAUAAUAUAAAGGGUGAACAACAAACACUCAGAACAACAACAACAAGAAGAAGGGUUUUUCACUUCCUCGUUUAAAUCGAAAACAUUAACCAAAACAUGGGCAGAAAGUUCUUCGUCGGCGGUAACUGGAAAUGCAAUGGAACCACUGAAGAGGUGAAGAAAAUUGUGGGUACUUUGAACGAAGCUAAAGUCCCCGGAGAAGAUGUUGUUGAAGUUGUUGUGAGCCCUCCAUAUGUGUUCCUUCCCUUUGUGAAAAGCUUACUUCGCUCUGACUUCCAUGUUGCUGCUCAAAACAGUUGGGUUCGCAAAGGUGGUGCUUAUACCGGGGAGAUUAGUGCUGAAAUGCUUGUAAAUUUGGAUAUCCCUUGGGUUAUUCUUGGGCACUCUGAGCGAAGGCAGCUUCUAAAUGAAACAAAUGAGUUUGUGGGUGACAAAGUUGCAUAUGCACUCUCACUAGGGAGGAAAGUUAUCGCUUGUAUUGGGGAGACUCUUGAACAGCGUGAAGCUGGUACUACUCUUGAUGUUGUUUCUGAGCAAACAAAGGCAAUUGCAGACAAAGUAUCAAACUGGGAUAAUGUUGUUUUGGCCUAUGAGCCAGUUUGGGCCAUUGGAACAGGAAAGGUUGCAUCUCCUGCUCAAGCUCAAGAGGUCCAUGCUGCUUUAAGGAAAUGGGUUCACGACAACGUGGGUGCUGAAGUUGCUGCGUCUCUAAGGAUCAUCUAUGGAGGCUCUGUAAAUGGAGGAAACAGCAAAGAAUUGGCAUCACAGCCUGACAUUGAUGGAUUUUUGGUUGGCGGUGCUUCCUUGAAGCCGGAGUUCGUUGACAUCAUCAACUCCGCGACUGUGAAGAACUGAAAUUCGUAAGUAGGAAUUGAUAUGCUGCUUUGGAAGCAGCUUCGGAAAUUUAUGUUUUGAGUUAUGAUUCUGUAUUUUGUAACCAAUGCUUUGAACUUGUGUUUAGUACUCUGAAUAAAUAUGAUUUACUUUUACCUCAUCGGUGGGCGAUGAAUUGGGUUUUGGUUAAGUUUUAAUGCAGAAAUAGUGUACUGCCAUGACAUUUGGUCAGUAAAUAAUGUCGAAUGCCGUUGUUUUA